AGCUUAUUUUCUUUCACUAUUUUCUGAUAGGUGGAGGAAUUAGAGCAAGAGGUAUCACAGUUGCAGCAAGUUCUUAAAGACAAGCAGGAACAAGAACAUGCUAUGCUCCAGGUUCUAAUGCGAGUAGAACAAGAGCAGAAAGUGACUGAAGAUGCUCGGAUAUUUGCAGAACAAGAAGCUGCUGCCCAGAAAUAUUCUGCUCAUGUGUUCCAGGAAAAGUAUGAAGAAGCCAUGUCUUUACUUGCGAAAAUGGAGAAGAGAGCAAUAAUGGCAGAAUCUAUGUUAGAAGCUACUCUGCAGUAUCAAUCUAGCCAAGACAAGUUACAAUCUCCAAGAACCCCUUCUGCGGAUAAUCAACCGGCAAGAUACAAUCAGGAUCCAUCUCAAGAUUUCCCUGCCAGAAAAGUAGGCUUGCUUUCUAUGCCAUUUGGACUCGGGUGGCGAGAUAAGAAUAAGGGAAAACCGAGCAAUAUCGAGGAGAACGUUGAAGUGAAGACCUCUAAUGGUCAGGGCCAGGAACUACCAGCUCCAGGCGACAAAGAUACGAACGGGCACCACGAAUUUGAGAAGGUGGAGCUUUGAUGGAGAUAAGUGAACGUAUCAACUCAAAUCAUGUUACUUAUCUUGGGCUCAUAUCGUGCUGUGCUGAUUCCUGUUAAUGCCAAUGCCCCAUGAAGAUCGCAGGAAAAGCUGAGUUUGCUUGUUGUAUCAUCAGUCCCAAAUUCUGAUAAAGCUGCAUCUGUGCAUUAAUAUUCAUUGUAAUUUGUCAUACAAAACGAUAUAUGAGUUACGAUAUAUGAGUUGAUAAGUCAUUGUUUGAUUAUAUACUAAUAAACAAUUGGUAUAAUAAAGCCAAUAAAAAUGAGCUGUUGAGAUCAAA
This is a messenger RNA of Asparagus officinalis (garden asparagus), 880 nucleotides long. RefSeq lists its product as uncharacterized. The transcript is spliced from 5 exons. Bases 103 to 582 code for a protein of 159 amino acids. The record is from RefSeq and is a predicted model, not a curated record. Lineage: Eukaryota; Viridiplantae; Streptophyta; Magnoliopsida; Asparagales; Asparagaceae.